CUGCAGACGCCAGGCAUCACCUCCCUCCUGCCCAGCCCUAGGGACGUGGCUGCUGAAGGAAUCCGCCCAGCCGCUGGGCUGUACCUUGUUGCCCCUCGCUCCAUCACUCCCGAGGCACACAGCGCGCUGCCGCGAUGCCAGAGCCAGAAAAUCCAAGAUCUCAGCCUCACGCAAACUCUUGUUGAAGAGUUUGAUGCUGGCAAAAGCGAAGGAGGAAUGGGAACAGGAGAUUGUGGACAAGCAGGCGGAGAAGGAAAGAUACCUGGCUGAGCGGGUCACACCACUGAACACCACGGGGCUUUCCUUGAGCCAGCUCCAGGACCUGUGCAGGGAGCUGCACGAGAAGGUUGAAAUUGUGGAUGAAGAGAGAUAUGACAUUGAAGCGAAAUGCAACCAUAACACUCGGGAGAUUAAAGAUCUGAAAAUCAAGGUGCUUGAUCUCAGAGGAAAGUUCAAGCGACCCCCACUGCGUCGAGUCCGUGUCUCCGCCGAUGCCAUGCUGAGGGCUCUGCUGGGCUCCAAGCACAAGGUGUCCAUGGAUCUGAGAGCCAACCUGAAGUCUGUCAAGAAGGAGGACACGGAGAAGAGCAUGUGA
Cuculus canorus (common cuckoo) is the source of this 595-nucleotide messenger RNA. It is a transcript of the gene TNNI1, whose product is annotated as troponin I1, slow skeletal type. NCBI's taxonomy places the organism in Eukaryota, Metazoa, Chordata, Aves, Cuculiformes, Cuculidae. Gene Ontology annotation, biological process: muscle contraction. Gene Ontology annotation, cellular component: troponin complex. The record is from RefSeq and is a predicted model, not a curated record. Bases 194 to 595 code for a protein of 133 amino acids. The transcript is spliced from 8 exons.